AUGCCUUAUUUUAAUUACAUGCUGCGCCCUGUUACAGAUGUUGAGAACAUGGAAAAGAACCACAAAUUGGGGAAACUGGUGUCUGAAGAAGCCCUUAAAAAGGCAUUGAAGUUAAGUGUCAGUGGGAAGAAAAUUGUAGCACAAAAAGUAUUGGAUGAAAUAAAAAGGCACCAGCAAACACCUGCAGCACCAUCAACGACAGUAACAGUAACACCACAAAAAUCAAUAACAGCAGGUUCAUCACAAGUAGCAACAACAACAGAAGCAACAGCAACAACAAAAUCAUCACCAUUGGCAGCAGUAAAAUUACCACAAAUGGUCGAACCACAAUCAGUAACUGCAACUAAACCUUCAGCGGAAACAACAGCAAAACGAACAGAUACUACAACAACAGAUCCACCAUCAACAGAAAUAGUGCCAAUAAAAGAAUCAAAGGCAGCAACAGCACGAAGAAUCCUGUCAGCACCACCACCACAACCACUACCACUACCACCACCACCACCUCCGGCCACAGAAACAGCAGCAGCAACAACAGCAGCAGCAACUGAACCAACAACAACAGUAGCAGCAGCAACAAAACCAUCAACAACAGUUGCAGCAACACAACACUGCCUAAGGAGGAGUCAAAGACAAGGUACAUCUACAUCAUUAAAUAAGGAUUUUUUAUGGCUUCAGACAAAGGAAAGGAAAAGAUUGUGA
This is a messenger RNA of Schistocerca nitens (vagrant locust), 699 nucleotides long. RefSeq lists its product as uncharacterized. The transcript is spliced from 2 exons. The record is from RefSeq and is a predicted model, not a curated record. Bases 1 to 699 code for a protein of 232 amino acids. Lineage: Eukaryota; Metazoa; Arthropoda; Insecta; Orthoptera; Acrididae.